GUCUGUUGGCAGUGACGGGGAUGCGUUGUACAUUACAGAAGAGGAGCUGGCGGGGGAAGACGAAGACAUGUCCUCCUUCCCAUGCGCCCCGGAGGGCCGGCCAGGACCCCACUGUAGCCGUUGCCAAAAGAACCUGUCUUUGCACACUUCGGUGCGGAUUCUCUAUCUCUUCCUGGCUCUGCUUCUGGUGGCUGUGGCUGUGCUUGCUUCUCUAGUUUUCAGGAAAGUAGACUCUCUCUCAGAAGACAUCUCCUUGGCCCAGUCCAUUUAUGACAAGAAGCUUACGUCGAUGCAGGAAAAUCUUCAAGGGCUGGACCCUAAAGUUCUGAACAACUGUUCUGUCUGCCACGAGGCUGGGCAGUUGGGCCAAGAGAUUAAGAAGCUGCAGGAAGAGCUGGAGGGACUUCAGAAGCUGCUGCUGGCCCAGGAGGUGCAGCUGGACCAGACCUCGAGGGCCCAUGAACUGCUCUCCACCACCAGCAGUCAGAUCUCCCAAGAGACGGGUGGUUGCUCCUUCUCUAUCCACCAAGUCAAUCAGUCUCUGGGGCUCUUCCUGGCCCAGGUGAGGGGUUGGCAGGCCACCACCACGGGCCUAGACCUCUCUCUGAAGGACCUCACUCAGGAGUGCUAUGAUGCCAAAGCCGCCGUCCACCAGAUCAACUACACCGUGGGCCAGACAGCGGAGUGGAUCCAUGGAAUCCAGCGGAAGACGGACGAGGAGACCCUGACCCUCCAGAAGAUGGUCACCGACUGGCAGAACUAUACUCGUCUCUUUGGAGGCCUGCGCGCCACCUCUGCCAAGACCGGAGAAGCGGUCAAGAGCAUCCAGGCCACCCUGGGGGCCUCCUCCCAACGCAUCAGCCAGAAUGCCGAGAGCAUGCACGACCUGGUGCUGCAGGUCAUGGGCUUGCAGCUGCAGCUGGACAACGUCUCAUCCUCCCUGGACGACCACGAGGAGAACAUGCAUGACCUGCAGUACCAUACCCGCUAUGCCCAGAACCGUACCGUGGAGAGGUUUGAGUCCCUGGAAGGACGCAUGGCCUCUCACGAGAUCGAGAUUGGCACCAUCUUCACCAACAUCAACGCCACGGACAACCACGUGCACAGCAUGCUCAAGUACCUGGACGACGUGCGGCUCUCCUGCACGCUGGGCUUCCACACACACGCCGAGGAGCUCUACUACCUGAACAAGUCCGUCUCCCUCAUGCUGGGUACCACCGACCUGCUCCGAGAGCAUUUCAGCCUGCUCAGUGCCCGGCUGGAUUUCAACGUCCGCAACCUCUCCAUGAUUGUGGAGGAGAUGAAGGCCGUGGACACGCAGCACGGAGAAAUUCUCCGCAACGUCACCAUCCUUCGAGGUGCCCCUGGCCCUCCAGGACCGAGAGGACUCAAAGGCGACGUGGGUGCCAAAGGGCCCCCUGGCGGCAGAGGACCCAAAGGAGACCCUGGCAACUUAGGCCCCCCGGGACCUCAGGGUCCCCAAGGGCAGCCUGGGGAGCCUGGACCCGUGGGGGAAAGGGGACCAGUUGGCCCACGAGGCUUCCCGGGCCUCAAAGGCUCAAAGGGUAGCUUUGGCGUUGGAGGACCCAGAGGACAGCCAGGCCCCAAAGGGGAUGUGGGAGCUCCCGGGCCAGAGGGGCCCCCAGGGUCUCCUGGGCCCUUGGGACCUCAGGGAAAACCAGGGAUUGCAGGGAAAACAGGGUCUCCAGGUCAGCGGGGGGCCAUGGGGCUGAAGGGUGAACCAGGCAUCCAGGGCCCCCCUGGCCAGCCUGGACCCCCAGGCCCACCUGGAAGCUAGAGCCCCUCCCGAGAAGGGUCCCUAGCCCGGACACUGCCACAUAGCAGGGGACGGGGGGAUGGGAACACAAAGCCUCACCGUCCACAGACACUCGUGAUGCUCUGACUGUGAUGCAGGGCUGACCUGCAGCUUUGGGCCCCCCAGUGACUCUGCCCUAGGAGAGCAACCUCCCCUCGUGCAUGCGUGCACACACAUGUAUGUACAUGCACACGUAUACACACGCACAUGUUCACAGUCACACGGUUGGCCUGCUGGCCAAGGUGGCAGACGGGGCAGGAGGAGAGGGCAGAACACCCCUCCCCUGGGACUGAGCCUGCUAGCGAGCUGGCUGCCUCAGGACGCAGGCCUUGGGUCUCUCUCUGAGUACCGCACCGGCUCCUCCUUUCCGGUAACUUUACACUCACAGGGGCCAGAAGCUUCCUGCCCUCCCGCCCCCUUUGAAAAGACCUAGGGCAACUUUUGUGAGGCAUCAGUUCACACUGUAGGGAGGAGGUGAGCUGGGCAGCAGCCAGAGGCGCAGGGCUCUCAGAGAGCUGCCUCUGCUCCUGAGGGCAGCGCGGCUCCCCCCAGGCUGGCAUUUUGUGGGCCCUGGGCCUGGCACCCCUCAGAAGCCCGAUGGAUUUCUCCCCUCACCAUGUCCCCAAACCCUUUGCCUAAUGUUGCCCCUGCAUCUCAGAAGCAGCUGGGAAGGAGUCCAAGCGGGGGUUCCAUCUGCAUGGGGAGGAGACUGUAAGGUUCUGGAACAUUCUGCCUAGGUGCUCCCUAGCACGCAGGAAGCUGCAGAUGUGGCAACAGGAGGCUAAGGCGGGGAUGAAGAGUUUCUCUGCACAGCUGAGCUGUGCUCCACUGAGGCAGACGUGCCCUGUUCCCAGCCGCGCUCCUCAUGGGGGCUGGGGAGGAACGGGCUGAAGGAGGGCAUCAGCUGACACCAGGUGGCCAGAGGUCCUCCUGUCCCUAGUGACCCUGCCCCACUGCCACCCAGAAUGGCUAGAGUGCUCUCCACCCAAGCAGUACGAGUCCAGACAUCCAGGAGAGGCUCCUGUGGCAUUGCCCUGCGCCCUGCACGCACCUCCGGCUCCCCUGGCAGAGAGGAGUUCCCGGCUGAGCUGUCUGCUCCCAACUGCCCUCGGCCUGCUCCAGGCCUUCCCGUCACAUCCUCGGCGACCUACAUGUGCAACUGGCUUGCACGAGCCCCUGCCCACAACAUGUAACGCCCUGUCCACGUACCACGAUAUCAUGUCACAUAAUAAUACCGACCCAGUAAA
Molecule: messenger RNA, 3063 nt
Organism: Dipodomys ordii (Ord's kangaroo rat)
Lineage: Eukaryota; Metazoa; Chordata; Mammalia; Rodentia; Heteromyidae
Gene: Scara3
Product: scavenger receptor class A, member 3
Exons: 5
Coding region: 68-1798 (576 amino acids)
Source: RefSeq, a predicted model, not a curated record